Molecule: messenger RNA, 7711 nt
Organism: Mus musculus (house mouse)
Lineage: Eukaryota; Metazoa; Chordata; Mammalia; Rodentia; Muridae
Gene: Grin3a
Product: glutamate receptor ionotropic, NMDA3A
Exons: 9
Coding region: 689-4096 (1135 amino acids)
Biological process (GO): monoatomic ion transport; response to ethanol; calcium ion transport
Cellular component (GO): neuron projection; membrane; cell surface
Molecular function (GO): NMDA glutamate receptor activity; serine binding; protein phosphatase 2A binding
Source: RefSeq, marked validated
AGAACAGAACCACCCUUCGCUGGCCAGUUGUGUCGCUCCUCCAAGGAAGCCGCGGAAGUGGCGCCUGGGCGAAAAGCCCGGCAGAAAAAGGAAGAGAGGAAGUAGAAAGGGAAGAGGGGAAAAUGAACCAGGCGCUGGGGGAGCCCGCGGUAAGGUGGCCGGCGGGGAAAGGAAGCAGGUUCGGCAGCUGCUUUUCCGCACCCCGUGCGUGAACGCCCUCUCCUCUGCCACCCCAGUAAAUAAGUGGGUGUCUCCUGAACUGAACAGCAAGAGAAAAGAAGCCAGCCAAGUGAGAGUACAGCUCCUCUGUCACUGCCGCCCCCUUGCAAGUCUGGCGGCUUCUCGCGGGGCCAGACGCUGCGCCCCAGGCGCCCUGCAGAUGGGGUGGACAGGGACCCGGAGCUCAAGCCACGGGUGACCCGCGCUGGCCAACCGGCCUGCGGCGCUUGCGGAGGAUGCUAGGCGGAGGAGCCCUGGAACCGCAUCCGACACUGCCCGGCGUCCGCUAGGCUGCAACUUGGAAUGCCCAGGGAGCGGUCCGGCUCCUGUGACCACUUCGCCGCGUCUAGGGAAGCUGCGCUCAGGAUUUGGAGGCAGAGACCUCAGGCGGCGGAGACCUCCGGCGGCGGCUGCAGAGGGAAGAGCCGGGCGCAGGAGGGGGCGCGCUUUCUCCCAGCGGGUCUCAGUAAUGAGGAGACUGAGUUUGUGGUGGCUGCUGAGCAGGGUCUGUCUGUUGCUGCCUCCGCCCUGUGCACUGGUGCUGGCCGGGGUGCCCAGCUCCUCCUCGCACCCGCAACCCUGCCAGAUCCUCAAGCGCAUCGGACACGCGGUGAGGGUGGGCGCGGUGCACUUGCAACCCUGGACCACGGCCCCACGCGCAGCCAGUCGCGCUCAGGACGGCGGCAGGGCGGGUGCCCAGAGGGAUGAGCCAGAGUCGGGGACGUGGCGGCCACCGGCGCCCUCGCAAGGCGCACGUUGGUUGGGGAGCGCCCUGCAUGGCCGGGGUCCACCCGGCUCCCGCAAGCUCGGGGAGGGCGCCGGGACCGAGACCCUGUGGCCGCGGGAUGCCCUACUGUUCGCUGUGGAAAACCUGAACCGUGUGGAAGGGCUCCUUCCCUACAACCUGUCUUUGGAAGUAGUGAUGGCCAUCGAGGCGGGCCUGGGCGACCUGCCACUUAUGCCUUUCUCUUCCCCAAGCUCACCGUGGAGCAGUGACCCUUUCUCCUUUCUGCAGAGCGUGUGCCACACCGUAGUGGUACAAGGGGUUUCAGCGCUGCUGGCCUUCCCCCAGAGCCAGGGCGAAAUGAUGGAGCUGGACUUGGUCAGUUCUGUCCUGCACAUCCCAGUGCUCAGCAUAGUGCGCCACGAGUUUCCGCGGGAGAGUCAGAAUCCCCUGCACCUACAGCUGAGUUUAGAAAAUUCACUAAGUUCUGAUGCUGAUGUCACUGUCUCAAUCCUGACCAUGAACAACUGGUACAAUUUUAGCUUGUUGCUAUGCCAGGAAGACUGGAAUAUCACCGACUUCCUACUCCUUACAGAGAAUAACUCCAAGUUCCACCUCGAGUCUAUCAUCAACAUCACUGCUAACCUGUCCUCCACAAAGGACCUUCUAAGUUUCCUGCAGGUCCAGCUGGAAAACAUUAGGAACAGCACACCCACAAUGGUGAUGUUUGGCUGUGACAUGGGGAGCAUCCGGCAGAUAUUUGAAAUGUCCACACAGUUUGGGCUAUCACCUCCUGAUCUUCACUGGGUUUUAGGAGACUCACAGAAUGUGGAGGAGCUGAGGACAGAAGGCCUGCCCUUAGGGCUCAUUGCUCAUGGAAAAACCACACAGUCUGUCUUUGAGUACUAUGUUCAGGAUGCCAUGGAGUUGGUUGCAAGAGCUGUAGCCACAGCCACCAUGAUCCAGCCAGAACUUGCUCUCCUUCCCAGCACAAUGAACUGCAUGGAUGUGAAAACCACAAAUCUCACUUCUGGACAAUAUUUAUCAAGGUUUUUAGCCAACACCACUUUCAGAGGUCUCAGUGGUUCCAUCAAAGUAAAGGGAUCCACCAUCGUCAGCUCAGAAAACAACUUUUUCAUCUGGAACUUGCAGUAUGACCCUAUGGGAAAGCCAAUGUGGACUCGCCUGGGUAGCUGGCAAGGGGGAAGGAUUGUCAUGGACUCGGGAAUAUGGCCAGAGCAGGCCCAGAGGCACAAAACCCACUUCCAUCACCCAAACAAGUUACACUUGAGAGUGGUGACACUGAUUGAACAUCCAUUUGUUUUCACGAGAGAAGUAGAUGAUGAAGGCUUAUGCCCUGCUGGACAACUCUGUCUAGACCCUAUGACUAAUGACUCUUCCAUACUGGAUAGCCUGUUUAGCAGCCUACAUAGCAGUAAUGAUACAGUGCCAAUCAAGUUCAAGAAGUGCUGCUAUGGGUAUUGCAUUGAUCUACUGGAACAGUUAGCAGAAGACAUGAACUUUGACUUUGACCUCUAUAUUGUAGGGGAUGGAAAGUAUGGAGCUUGGAAAAAUGGUCACUGGACUGGGCUGGUUGGUGAUCUCCUGAGUGGAACAGCCAACAUGGCAGUCACUUCUUUCAGCAUCAAUACUGCAAGAAGCCAAGUGAUAGAUUUCACCAGCCCUUUCUUCUCAACCAGUUUGGGCAUCUUAGUGAGGACUCGAGACACAGCAGCUCCCAUUGGAGCCUUCAUGUGGCCACUCCACUGGACCAUGUGGCUGGGGAUUUUCGUGGCUCUACAUAUCACUGCCAUCUUCCUCACUCUGUAUGAAUGGAAGAGCCCCUUUGGUAUGACUCCUAAAGGGAGGAACAGAAACAAAGUCUUCUCCUUCUCCUCAGCCUUGAAUGUCUGCUAUGCCCUUCUGUUUGGCAGAACAGCAGCCAUCAAACCCCCUAAAUGCUGGACUGGAAGAUUUCUGAUGAAUCUUUGGGCCAUUUUCUGUAUGUUUUGCCUUUCUACAUACACAGCGAACUUGGCUGCUGUCAUGGUAGGUGAGAAGAUCUAUGAAGAACUUUCUGGAAUCCAUGACCCUAAGCUUCAUCAUCCUUCUCAAGGUUUUCGUUUUGGAACUGUCCGGGAAAGCAGUGCUGAGGACUAUGUACGGCAGAGCUUCCCAGAGAUGCAUGAGUACAUGAGAAGGUACAAUGUACCAGCCACCCCUGAUGGAGUGCAGUACCUGAAGAAUGAUCCAGAGAAACUAGAUGCCUUCAUCAUGGACAAAGCCCUUCUGGAUUAUGAAGUGUCAAUAGAUGCUGACUGCAAGCUUCUGACCGUAGGAAAGCCAUUUGCCAUUGAAGGCUAUGGCAUUGGUCUCCCUCCCAACUCUCCGUUGACCUCUAACAUAUCUGAGCUCAUCAGUCAGUACAAGUCUCAUGGGUUUAUGGAUGUGCUUCAUGACAAGUGGUACAAGGUGGUUCCCUGCGGAAAGAGAAGCUUUGCUGUCACUGAGACUUUGCAAAUGGGCAUCAAGCAUUUCUCUGGACUCUUCGUGCUGCUGUGCAUAGGAUUCGGUCUCUCCAUCCUGACAACCAUUGGUGAACACAUAGUGUACAGACUGCUGCUACCACGAAUCAAAAACAAAUCCAAGCUGCAGUACUGGCUGCACACCAGUCAGAGGUUUCACAGAGCAUUAAACACAUCAUUUGUAGAAGAAAAGCAGCCAUGUUCCAAGACAAAACGUGUGGAAAAGAGCAGAUGGAGAAGAUGGACCUGCAAGACAGAAGGGGACUCUGAAUUGUCUCUGUUUCCUAGGUCCAACAUGGGACCCCAGCAGCUCAUGGUAUGGAAUACUUCCAAUCUGAGUCACGACAACCAACGAAAAUACAUCUUUAAUGAUGAGGAAGGACAAAACCAGCUGGGUACCCAGACCCAUCAGGACAUCCCUCUCCCUCCAAGGAGAAGAGAGCUCCCUGCUUCACUGACCACCAAUGGGAAAGCAGACUCCCUCAAUGUAGCUCGGAACUCCGUGAUGCAGGAACUCUCCGAGUUGGAGAAGCAGAUCCAAGUGAUCCGCCAGGAGCUGCAGUUGGCCGUAAGCAGGAAGACAGAGCUUGAGGAGUAUCAAAGGACGAACCGGACUUGUGAAUCCUAGGCUGUGUCUCUGCUCUCCUUUCUCAGCCACUGGUACUCUGAGGCCCUUGAGGCUCUUUGUAAAGCUCUUUUAUAUCUAUUGACAAAGGUGUGGGGUCUGGCAAAUGAAGUGUGCUGUUCUCAGCCUAAGAUGCAGCAGCAGCUCUUCCCACACACGCCCCCAGGUCUCCAGGGUAGAAAUCUUUCCAACAGUAGGAACCUAGAGUUAGUCAGGAGUAAAGUCUGUCUAAGGGGAUCGGCAAGCUGCCAGACAACUCUGGCUCCUGUCAACCUUUUCACCUGGUGCCACAAAAGUAUUUCUGCUUUUUAGCCCUUUCUCUGCACCUCAACAAGAGAUAAAAAAAAACUGUUGCUCAUACCCGUAUCUUACUGGGUUUGUUUUUAAUAUUAUUACAAAAUAGAAUGAUCCAGUGUUGCAGAUUUGAUACAACUCCCCAAUCUAGAUUUGACCUAACAUUCUGAAUGAACAGGGUAGGAGCCACACAAACUGGGACAGAAAAGAUACAUUAAAAAAAAAUAAUAAUGAAGGGAGCUCAGAAUUCACACAGGCAAGGGUUGACUGGCCAAGCUGGCACCAUGUGCUUGUGCAGCUCUGGAUCUCUGAGCCUCCCCUGACUAACCUUGAGUAGGAACAUGCUGAUGGGACACCAACAAAGCACAGGGUGCUUUUAAAAUAAAGCCCUGGGCCAGAAAGGCAAUGUGGCUAAAGAAUGUAUUGCACUAUACUUCUAAUGGAACUAAUCAUCUCCACCAUAGUGUGUGCCUUCUAUAAAGGAGAAAGCAGCAAGGCCAUGUCCUUAGCAGGAACCUUUGCUAGCCACCUAGUGAAUGCCUGUAACAGGGUCUCUGAGCUGACUCUGUAUUAAGGGAAAUUCUGCACACCACAGGUGAGGCUUUUUUCAGAUCAGUGGCCACCUCUUUUAGUCUGAGGAAUCCCAGAAGCAACCAGAGACCAUCAUAAAUGUCAAAUACCGGAGUCUACCCUGCUUCACCAUCUCCCACCCUUAUACUGUCUCUGAUGAGUUAUGCUAAGUUCUAGUCUGAUUAUCCUCCUGGUUCCAUUUAAGGCCCUCAGAGAUCAAUGCAAUUAGCCUAGCUUCCCCUUUGUUUAGGCAUCACUUUCUAGUCAUAUAAUUGCUUGGCACGAAGAAAAGAAACAUGAGCUCUCUAGACUUCCUGUAUGUUCCCAACUGUUGGCUAGAUAAUCAUCUGAGGCUAUCAUUAUAGUGCUGAUGUCCAAGACUUAACCAGAAGGGAUCUGGGAGGGCCUAGAGGUGGGCUCAGAAUUCUAGUGCUAGGUAACACCCUAGGACACACCACAGCCCUAACACACCAGUUAUUCUCAGAGAAGCACUGCUCUGGAAGUUUGGCUACCUCUAGGCAUGUGAGAAGGAAGGAAAGCCUAUUGCCUUUUCUCCUUUUACUUCAGCACCCAGCUACUGACUGGUUUCCAUAUCCCCACCCUACACCAGGGUUCCAUUUGGAAGUAUACCUUGUUUAUCAGUCAGUGUUGCUUAGGUUCUCACUUCUCCAGUCAUUGUAAUGUCUACAAGGAAUGCACAAUGGAGUGCUCAGAUCACUAAAAGGAGCAUCAGUGGCCCAAUUCCUCUUACUUUGGGACACACUGUCCACACUCCACCAAGAGCUACACAGAUUCCCACAUAAAGAUAGUGCCCUAAGUUGUAAUCAGAACACUUGAGCAAGGAGUUAAAUGGAGGAGUAAACCUGGGAGUGCAAGAAAGCUCAAGAAACACUCAAGGGGAGGCAGGGGGGCUUUAAAAACAGACUUCAGCUUCACAGAUUCAACAUUUCACUGAGGGAAGCCCUGAAAACAGGACAAAGAGCUCUGCAGCAUCCUCAUGCCCUAUUACAUUCUCAGCCCAGUGGGCCUCAGCUGCCUUUGGUAGGUUCCAUCCCUUAGCCAUUCCCACCCAUCUGUAACAAUGAUCUGGGAGCUCGGCUCCAAGCAUCCCUGGUUACCUGUUCAGCCUGCAAGGCCGAUGUAUAGUGUACCUCAAUUCACACGACAGCGACAGCCAUGCUCCUGCCGUACAUGGACAUCUGUUCAACGACUCAUAUUUCAACUGUACCCGAGAGGCUAGCUAUUUAAGGGAACACAGAGGUAAAUUCUUUUGUAAAGAAUCCUUUUGUAAUGCAAACCAAUUAUCCCUGAAGGUAUCUGUUUUGUAAGUUUGGAUUUUUGUAUAUCUGGUUUAUCUUAAGCUUCUCUACUGAGGCAUUCUGAGUAGUGGCCAUCAGAGUCUCCUGCCUGCCCACAGAGCAGAGAACCAGUGCACGCUCUUAAGAGAAACUACUUGGCCAAACUGGCCAAGACGCAGCAAGCAGCAGCAGGAACAAAGCAGGCUUACUGCUGUCAACACUGCUUAAAAUGCUUUCAUGUCCUAGGUAAAGAAAAAACAUAAUUGCUUGUGAAGCAGUUUCAUGAUAAAUAGUAAAAAAAAAAAAACAAAAACAAAAAAAAAUUAAUGGUAGUAAUUGAACAGUGUUUUGCAAUUUGUGAAACAGUGUGCUGUGUUUUGUACAAAGAUUUCACGAAAGGGAGAGUCCUUCUAAACCUAUAUUCUGCUCCACCGCAACUCCCUCACCUAUCCUCAGGCUCACAGUGGAAAUGUCCAGGGACAGGGCUGUUAGAAUGAGCUAAGGGAGACUGUUUUGCGUCCUGAGUUUCUAUUUCAUUGGAUCAGGAAAUCAUCCACUUGCCAACCAGGCUCCAGUACUGGGAAACAUGGAAUGUGGCAAACUGUCCCACACUCCAAGCCAUUCUCCAAGGGGGCCUGGCACAGUAAGCACUUCAAGCAUGAAUUGGGUAAGCUGGUUUGUUUGACUAGGAAACGGUUCCACAGAGUAUUUGCCACAAGAGGAGAGUAUCCCUCCAGCAAAUAAAAGCAAGUUAGAACGGGCUGGAUAGCCAAAGAGGCAGCCAUUCGGACCUAGGAAGUUGGGGUCUGUAGUAUGCCUGGAUUUUCUAUUAUUCAUGAGAUUUGUACAAACCCUAUACCGGAAUGGAUGCUUCCCUUCCACCUCCCUGAAAUGUACGUGGAGCCACUCAGAACACAACUGUAUCACUGAGGUAACUCCUCAGUGUUGGGUCCAUUACAGCCUUGGAGCAAAGUUGACCACCACCUUGUGUGGAUCAAGAAGAGAAGAAACUACUUUGGAGUUUUUGAAAAAGCAAGCCAGAAAAUCCACUGAGCCUUCAGCAGAAAUUCCUUUUCUAGACAUUAAAACCACUUAACAUCCGUACUGUUUGUUAUAUAUUUCUCCCGACCCUACUCCCCACUCCUGCCACCAAGCACAUCCGGUCUAGGGGUUCCUCACUCUCUUUCAUUUAGCUGCCAGUCAUUUUAUGAAAAUGAAGUGCUUCUAAGUAUUUCCUUAAGGUCUGUGAAGAGUAUUUGCCCUGCGUCUUCAUUUCCGUGUGUGUGCAACUGCUCCGCUCCAAGAACUGCACCGCUGUCUUGUGAGCAUGGCGUGAACAGGCUGUUUUGCUCCAGCCACUUUUCUUGUACAACUACGGGGAUGGACUAGAUGUCCUCUGGUCUUUUCCAUCUUCGCUUUCUAUGACUGUGGAAUAAAUGUUCAGACAGAAACUUCA